Drosophila subobscura is the source of this 599-nucleotide messenger RNA. RefSeq names its product general odorant-binding protein 99b (gene Obp99b). The record is from RefSeq and is a predicted model, not a curated record. Lineage: Eukaryota; Metazoa; Arthropoda; Insecta; Diptera; Drosophilidae. Bases 45 to 515 code for a protein of 156 amino acids. The transcript has a single exon. Gene Ontology annotation, molecular function: odorant binding. Gene Ontology annotation, biological process: sensory perception of smell.
GGCAAAAAGUGCAGUUGCAGUUGCAUUCUGGAAAAUACAUCAGCAUGAAGGUCCUCAUUCUCCUCCUGAGCUUGGCUCUCGUUUGUGCCGCCGACCACCACGAGCACCAUCACCAUGGAGCCGAUGGAGCCUCCACUUAUGUUGUGAAGAGCCACGACGAUUUGGUCUCCUAUCGCACCGCCUGCGUGGAGAAGGUGCACGCUCCUGCCGAGCUGGUGGCCAAAUACAAGAAGUGGGAGUACCCCGAUGAUGCUGUGACGCACUGCUAUCUGGCCUGUGUCUUUGAGAAGUUCGGUUUUUACGACGAGGAGCACGGCUUUGAUGUGCACAAGGUGCAUGUUCAGCUCUCUGGUCCCAGCGCCCAGGUGGACCAUUCUGAUGAGACGCACCAGAAGAUUGUCCAGUGCGCCGAGACGCAUUCGAAGGAACACGAUUCCUGCGCCAAGGCCUACCACUCUGGCAUGUGUUUCAUGAAUGCCAAUCUGCAUUUGGUGCAGCACAGCGUCGAGGUCUAGGACUGACGUCUGAAGCAUCCUAGGACCAGAACAUUCCUGAUCGUUUGUUAAAAGUUCAAUAAAAUGACACAUUUUGUCAACCAG